CUCGAAUUCGGUUAGCUAUGUGGCCCUAUGACUUCGACCAUCGUGUAUAUUAACCUAAUCGAUCAAGAAUGGCUCUCUGGCCAAUGAUCUGAAACUCCACUUAACCCAGCCGCCAUCCCGCGUCACUCUCUUGGCUGAUUCUGAAUUUCUAGCUAUGGUCGGGGUAUUCAUUAGGCCCGAGGAUCUGCGGUUCAAAGUCUGAACUUCUUCUGGCAAACCUCUUGCCGUGCUCUCCCUCCUCCAGGCUGCUUGGGAUAAGAACAUAAUACAGGAUCAUGAGAGUCCUGUCAGCCCGAUCUAAGUAGCGAUCAUCAGGUGUUCACGGAUUCGAGACGCACCUCGCUUCAAGAUGGCUUUCCCUAUGCCCCUCGUGGGCCGAAGCCUCGCAAUCUUCGUCGUGUCCCUUGUGAUGAUGAUUAUGUCCAUUGUGGCUGUCUCAUUAAGGGUAUUCGUUCGAGUAUACCUUGUUCGAGGUUUCGGAUGGGAUGAUACCCUGAUGGUCGCAGCCCUGGCCUUGUUCAUAACCCUGACCGUAUGUUGCAUGAUUGCUUCAGCAGAUGGAGUCGGUCACUCUUAUGCCGACUUCACCAGCCUUGAAGUCUACAAGACGGCGCUACUGUGGUGGUGGCUCGGUCAAAUGCUAUAUAUUUGGGCAUCUGCUGUUGCCAAGACAUCGAUUGCCCUCGCUCUCUUACGAUUGACCGUCAAGAGAGCUCAUCGUUUUUUUCUCUGGGGUAUUAUCGGUACAGUUAUAGUCAUUGGUCUGUUGUUUUGGCUUGUGCUGCUCUUCGACUGUCAUCCCAUUUCCUACUUUUGGAACCGAGUGGACCCGAGAAAUUCGGGAACUUGCCUAUCAGUCCAAAUACUUCUCGACAUCGCAUAUCUCUACAGCGCUCUGACGAUCAUCUGCGACUUGGCCCUAGGAAUCUUGCCAAUUUUCCUUAUAUGGAAGUUGCAGAUGAAUCACAGGACCAAGAUUGCAGUUGGAGGAAUUCUAAGUCUGGGCGCAAUUGCGAGUGUUGCUGUGAUCAUCCGACUCCCAUUCCUACAUUAUUACGCGGAUAUGGAUUUCCUUCGCAACACAUAUCAAAUCGCCAUUUGGUCCGUGAUUGAAACAGGUCUCGGGAUUACGGCAGGAAGUUUGAUCACCCUUCGUCCACUCUUUCGCUGGCUUCUUGAUGGAAGUAUGGCCUACGGGCGGAAUGCAGCAAGCCCGGCAAAGUACCCACUCUCCAGCUUGAGAAGCGAACAACUGAAAGCCUCCAGCGACCCCAGCAAUUGGAGACCGGAUUUGGACGUCAAUGACAACAGUGGGCUUGUGAACACAGUAUCUUCGCCCCGACUAAAUUCCUUCCGCUAUACCAACAGCAGUCAGGAAGCUUUAAAUCCCGAGCUCAUGCCAGUCUUCUCGCAAAGCGGAGUCACCGUUCAGAAGACAUUUGAGCAAGUUGUCUCGGAGCGGGAAGGGUAACUACAUUCAGUGUUGCUCGUGGCCAUCGACUUGGGUGUCGGUACAUACAUUUUCAAAAACAGCUUCAAUCCUGACAGUCAAUGCAAUUUCCUUUGUUCAUCUAUAC
Molecule: messenger RNA, 1577 nt
Organism: Penicillium brasilianum
Lineage: Eukaryota; Fungi; Ascomycota; Eurotiomycetes; Eurotiales; Aspergillaceae
Source: the annotation of a GenBank genome assembly